AUGCCAAUUUUAGUUAAAGAUUAUACAUGGAUUCAAAGUUCCACUAAUAUUCACGUAAGAGUCCCUAUUGAUCCAGUUUAUAGAGAAAAGGUGGAUUUAUUUACAAGCGAUUGUUAUAUAAAGGCGAACUUCAAGCCAUUUUUAUUUGAAAUAUUUUUAUUGCACGAUGUAGAUAUUAAUAAAAGUAAAUGCAUAAUAAAUAAUGAUAUGAUUCAACUAGACUUAGUCAAAAAAGAUGACUGUGAGUGGAGUGAAUUAGAGAAGCAAUUAUCUAAAGAAGAAAAGAAGAACAUAAGGGAAAGUGUCUUAAAAGAAUCUCAAAACAAAGCUACCAAAGAUGCUGAAGAAAAAGCGAUAAGAAUAAGCCAAUUAAAUAGAUUUACAGUUCAACAAGCAAUGGAUAUUGAUAGUAGACAACACGCCGUAAUGGAUUCUAGAAGAAAUGAGCAUUGUGAAAAAGCCAUGCAGAAUUUGGAAGAAUGGCGAAAAAAUAAAAAUGAAGAGGGCAAUCAAAAUUUAAGUGUAUCAUAUAAGUCUGGGGUUACAAUAACAGAAUUACCAUCUUCUGAUGAAGAAGUUCCUAAAUAUGCAAAACCAAGAAACCAAUCACAAAAUGUAAAGAAAAAAGUUGAGAAGAAGAAAAUUAAAUCUGAAUAUAUAGACAAAAAAAAGAAUGAGACUGCUAAAAGAGUUUUACCACAACUUAGGAAAAUGGCCCAAUUAGAGAUAACGCAUACGCCACGAUCUUUUCCCACCCCUACAAGAGAAUCUACUGCGGCAGAAGAGGAAGCAUGGAUCAAAAAUAUUACCUUGGCAAGACGGGCGAGCGGUUUUGUUUCAGAAGAUUUGCGUCCCGAAGAGCAAGACCCUCAAUGGUGUAAGGAGAAAGGAGACGAAUUCUUUCGAAAUGGCAACUUUUUGGGUGCCAUCAGCGCAUACACACAUGGAAUUUCUCUUUCGGACAAGCUGCCCAGUUUGUUCUCCAAUAGAGCUGCCGCGCAUUUCGCUUUGGGAAACUUUAAUAAAUGCGCCAACGAUUGUUCUACUGCUCUUGAUCUCAUGAAGCCAGCAUGUGAGGGAAACAGACAAAGCCGAGGAAAAUGCAUCGCCCGCAGAGCGGCUUCUCUCGCGCGCUUAGGAUACUUAAACAAAGCUAUAGACGAAAUGAAAGCAGCCUCGAAAUUGCUUCCAGAAGACGAUAAUAUUAAGCAAGACAUUUACGAUAUGGAGAGGGCCUGGGAGCAAAAUCCAGAUUCUGAU
Messenger RNA from Brenthis ino (lesser marbled fritillary), 1260 nucleotides. The record is from the annotation of a GenBank genome assembly. Lineage: Eukaryota; Metazoa; Arthropoda; Insecta; Lepidoptera; Nymphalidae.